This is a messenger RNA of Scaptodrosophila lebanonensis, 749 nucleotides long. It is a transcript of the gene SdhD, whose product is annotated as succinate dehydrogenase [ubiquinone] cytochrome b small subunit, mitochondrial. The transcript has 4 exons. Gene Ontology annotation, molecular function: ubiquinone binding; heme binding. Gene Ontology annotation, cellular component: membrane; mitochondrial envelope. Lineage: Eukaryota; Metazoa; Arthropoda; Insecta; Diptera; Drosophilidae. The coding region runs from base 101 to 652 and encodes 183 amino acids. The record is from RefSeq and is a predicted model, not a curated record. Gene Ontology annotation, biological process: mitochondrial electron transport, succinate to ubiquinone; tricarboxylic acid cycle.
UGCUGUGAAAUAUUUGACAAAACGAAGUAGUCGGCUGAGGGAAACGAAAAAAGUGGAAUUUCUGUUUUUGACAAAUAAUUUGCACAUUUAACUAUAAAUCAUGUCGAUGUCACUCAUCUUGCGUGGUGCUACAAGAUGCAAUGCUGUAAACUUGGCCAAAUCGGCGCGCCUCACGCCCGUGAAGGCUUACUCCACAAUUUUUGCCGGUGCGCAACGUCAAGCUUUGGCAAAGCCUCUACCUCUAGUCAAAAAUAUUGCGCCCAUUGUUACGCGCAACAUUUCGGUGAGCGCGCCAAGGAUGGCCUCGGCUGAGUCCAGUCACACUGCCCUGUGGACAGUGGAGCGUAUUGUGUCCGCAGCGCUCCUGGGCGUUAUACCCGCUGCAUUCAUUGCCCCCUCUCAGGCUCUAGAUGCUCUUUUGGCUGUUUCAGUAGUCAUCCAUGCUCACUGGGGAGUUGAAGCUAUGGUAGUCGACUACCUGCGUCCAUCUGUUGUUGGCAACAUCCUCCCAAAGGUCGCACACGUCGGAUUGAUUUUGAUAUCCAUUGCCACACUUGGAGGUCUAUUCUACUUCAUUAAGAACGACGUGGGUCUGGCCAAUGGCAUUAAACGGUUCUGGGCAAUCAAGGGCAAGGACAGUCAGGAAGCUUAAGUGGGUCUCAGGCUUCAAAAGUUCCGCAAAUAUGACGCUCUACUUAUUUGUUAGCCAUAAUACAGUAAAUAAAUUGUAAAUUCUUCGGUCAGGUAAA